This is a messenger RNA of Sturnus vulgaris (Common starling), 902 nucleotides long. Its product is annotated as myeloid-associated differentiation marker-like. Gene Ontology annotation, cellular component: membrane. The record is from RefSeq and is a predicted model, not a curated record. NCBI's taxonomy places the organism in Eukaryota, Metazoa, Chordata, Aves, Passeriformes, Sturnidae.
AUGCCCGUGGCCACCACGAACCUGCGCGCCCUGACCUCCUGGGUGGGCAUCGCCCGGCUCUCGGCCAUCGUGCUGUCCUGCCUCGCCUUCAGCCUGGUGGCCUCCACCGGGCUCUUUACGGGUCCCUACGGGACGUGGUGCAUGUUCACCUGGUGCUUCUGCUUCACCGUGACACUGCUGGUGCUGCUGCUGGAGCUGCUGGAGCUCUACCCCCUGCUGCCUCUCUCCUGGGAUGACUUCACCGCGGCUUUCUCCAUGCUGGCGGCUCUGAUGGUCUUCACCUCCUCGGUGGUCUACCCUGCCACCUUCAUCAGCAGCCCCUGCAGCAGCAGCCAGUGUGCCCGGCAGGCCGUGGCCAGCACCGCCUCCUGCCUCUGCUUCCUCGCCUACGCCGUCGAGGUGUCGCUGACCCGCGCCAAGCCAGGGGACAUCAGCAGCUUCCUCUCCACCGUGCCUGGGCUCCUCAAGGUCUUCGAAGCCUACGUGGCUUGCCUGAUCUUCUCCUUGCUGGAUGCAUACAGUGGGGAACCUGGCCUCAUGUGGUGCGUGGCUGUCUACUCCCUCUGCUUCAUCUUCACCCUCCUCAUCAUCAUCUUCACCAUCGGCCGCUGCCUCACCUACAUUCCCUGCCCGCUGGAGAAGGUGCUAGUGGGCUACAACUUCCUGGCCCUGCUGAUGUACCUCACUGCCACCAUCCUCUGGCCUCUCUACAGCUUCCGGGGACAGAGCCGCCCCCAUUCCUGCGGCCCGGACUGCUCGUGGAACAAGCACCUGGGGAUCACCUUCCUCACCAUCUUCAACCUCAUCGCCUACUUGGUGGACCUGGUCUAUUCCACCAGGAUGGUCUUUUUCAGGGCACCUCCCUAAGGGCUCGGGGUGGGGUGAGGGGUGGUGGGACAUGG